AAAUCAGAAAGAAUGAAAGCAGAAGGGGAAUCCCUAGUACUAGUAGCCUCUGGAGUUUCAAUUGAAAUUGGAAGCUUUAAGCAUCAAAAUUGUACAGUACUAAACAAAAUUCAAUAGUCCACACAAAUUUGAAAGGUCUCUUAUUUAAAAACCGCACGAUGCCAAAAGGAACCAAGCUGCGCUUUGCCCUGAUCACCGAAGAUGUGCUGGAGAAGUUGCGCCCGAAUCCCGAGCCUACCGUUCCCAUUCGCAACGCCGUCAAGGAGGUCCUCAGCGAGGUGAUGGCAGAGCUGAAUAUCAACCAGAUGAUCGAAGACAAGCUCGUCGAGCUGCUGGAGCGUCGGGGAAUUGCCUCAAGCCAGAACACCAGCCCCGGCGGCUGCUGCAGCAUGACCGGCCUUGCCCUCACCAAGAAGUCAUCCAGUUUGGCAGUGCCCAUGUGCUCCAUGUCAUCCGAGCCCCCAAGGCCAAGCGAAAAGCGCAAGCGCCAUAAGAUUCAGGAGCACCCCCUGCUCCCUUCUGCGACUCAUGUGGCUACCAAGACGGGCAAAAUCAAGUCCCAAACGACUUGCACUCAGCCCACACAUCGGGAAGUGACCUUUGCACUUCAGGAUACGGCCUCCACACAUCGUGAUGCUGAUGCAGCCGCUAAAUCUCGUGAUGCAGCCGCCACAUAUCGUGAUCGAUUGAAUCGCACACAGCGGAAAAAUACAGCCUCCACACAUCGAGAUGCAGGCGCCUCACAACGAGAUAUAGCCGCCUUAUAUCGGGAAAUAACCUCUAAGAUGGGGCGAGCCGAAUUGAAGCCUUCCUAUCGGAAAUCCCGUCCCUAUGGCGAAGAGCAGGAGUUCGUAAACCCCAAGCUUCUGCGCAAAAAAUUAAAUGAGAACUAAGUAAAAUACCAAAUUAUCCCUACCAAAAAGGUAUCAUUACAUAUACCUAUGAUUAUUGAUUAAAUAAUUUGUUCAAAUUAAAAAUUAUUUAAUAUAAUUUGAAUACUC
Messenger RNA from Drosophila pseudoobscura, 1001 nucleotides. RefSeq lists its product as uncharacterized. The record is from RefSeq and is a predicted model, not a curated record. The transcript has a single exon. Lineage: Eukaryota; Metazoa; Arthropoda; Insecta; Diptera; Drosophilidae. The coding region runs from base 159 to 893 and encodes 244 amino acids.